Cantharellus anzutake is the source of this 754-nucleotide messenger RNA. RefSeq names its product UPF0041-domain-containing protein. Gene Ontology annotation, cellular component: mitochondrial inner membrane. The record is from RefSeq and is a predicted model, not a curated record. NCBI's taxonomy places the organism in Eukaryota, Fungi, Basidiomycota, Agaricomycetes, Cantharellales, Hydnaceae. Gene Ontology annotation, molecular function: pyruvate transmembrane transporter activity. Gene Ontology annotation, biological process: pyruvate import into mitochondria. The transcript has 6 exons. Bases 71 to 394 code for a protein of 107 amino acids.
CUCAUCAACUCAUUACCCGCCACGGAAGCAAAACUUCCUGACCCCAAUAUCCACCAAAAAAAAAUAAACAAUGUCAGCCCCGGCAGCAAAUGCGGCCUCUUCACGUUUUAGCGCCUUCAUGAACCAUCCUGCUGGUCCGAAGACAGUGUUCUUCUGGGCGCCAAUGAUGAAAUGGGCUUUGGUCGCAGCGGGUCUCAAGGAUAUUAGUCGCCCAGUAGAAAAGCUUAGCAUCUCACAGAAUGUUGCUUUGACGGCAACCGGUUUCAUUUGGGUUCGGUACUCGAUGGUUAUUACACCUAUUAAUUACAGUCUGGGAGCAGUAAACUUCUUCGUUGGAUCAACGGGGCUGUAUCAGUUGGUUCGCAUCUGGAAGUACGUGUGUCUGAACGAUUGACUAUUAUAACGUUAUCUACUAUAACAUUUUUUAGUCAUCAACGAGCACAACAAGCUGUUACCCGUACUUGAUGAUACGGCAUAUUUAGCAUAAUCCCCUUUAACCUACCACCUAGACAGACGGGAGUAGAAAUUAAGUGAAGGUAACGGUGCAAUUGACGGAGUUGUGCGGACUGUUUGCUCGGGGACUCGAGAAAUGGGAAUUAGAGGAUACAUCAUGAUGUAUUCUGAAUCUAGGGAAUGGAAGACCUUUGUACGGCGUCACCGUGAGUAUGCAGGUCCAAUUAACGUAGCUAUGCGCAGCACGAGAGCUGGCGAGUGUAAUGGAACUUCUUGAGGGAAAGCAAGUGUGAGGAAGACA